Lolium perenne is the source of this 1456-nucleotide messenger RNA. RefSeq lists its product as uncharacterized. The record is from RefSeq and is a predicted model, not a curated record. Lineage: Eukaryota; Viridiplantae; Streptophyta; Magnoliopsida; Poales; Poaceae.
UGAACCCGAUGACGCCUCGCGGUACGGCCCCGUGCAAUCGAAGCCAAUAAUUCCGACCUAUGCUGAAGAUCGGAGCAUCGCCGGGAAAACCAUGGAGAUGUCCUCGCGCCGGCAGCUUGAGCAGGCGCCAAUCUGCGACCGCAUCGACAAGCCGCUGUUGCCGAUAAAGAAGAGGGCGACGAGCGAUUCUAGUAGCAGCGGCCACAGCAGCGCCGACGAUUCGUUCGUGAUUCCGCCGAAGAAGAGACGGGUGGAGAGCUGGAGCGAUGGCGGCAGCGCAGCCAACGAGUACGACACGGUGACGGUAUGUGCUAUGGCCGCUUCGCUCCCAGCAGCUGCAGCAGAAGAAACUCACGCACGACGCGAUACUGAGCGGAGGCAUGCUGUCCGACCGGCGAGGCAUGGCCUGGCGGGCAUGGAGCGAGCAGAGACGUCCGCGGCCGGGGCGGCGCGAGCGAAGAAGAAGACGACGAACAAGAACAGAGACAAGGUGGCACCGAGGGUUGGCGUCACGUUCGUCCCCUCCAGGCCGCUGAGCCUCAGCGAGGAGCUGAGCCGCCGCCUGGCGGAGCUCGGCGUGGUGGACACGGCCCCGCGGUUCGUGUGCAUGAAGACCCUCGGCAAGAGCGACGUGGACGCGUACCAGAACCGGCUGCUCUUCUCGUGCAAGCGCAAAUCCAUCGAGGGACACCCCAUCACCGCCAUCGUCGCCCGGAGCCCCAGGGACAGGUACUUGGUCCACGAGCACGAGCCCGGGCUGCGCGUCAGCGCCAUCGACGGCCGUGGCAUGGAGUUCGAGGUCAAGCUCAGGUACCUCUACUCCAACUUCGCCUACCGCUUCAUCGGUGAGUGGGGCCGCUUCGUGGCGGAGCACAACCUGCUUGACGCAUUCAAGAAAGGCCGCCGUGUCGAGGUGGAGCUCUGGGCGUUCCGGUCGCCGCGGCUGGUCGGGCAGCCCGUCCUUGAAGACGAGGAGAAGCGGAAGCUAGUCGAGGGACUCAAGGAUCAUCCCAAGGGCGCCCUCGGGCUAAUCUUCCUACCUUACGUGGACGGCCGUCGCGCCGACGAACUCGCCCUACCUUACGUGGACGACGGCCAUGGCGCCGCUGAGGAACUCGCCGUACCUUACGUGGACGACGCCCAUGGCACCGACGAGGAAGAGCGUGCACCGCCGGUACAUGAGACGAAGAGACACGCACCGACCAAGCUGGUACAUAGGACGAAGAGGCAGAUACCAACCAAGGUGGUACAUGGAACGAACAAGCUUGAAGAUCAUGUGAGCGCGAAUAGGGGUCAGGGUCAGGCUGUGGGGCGUAUGAUUACGAUCGAGGAGAUGAUUAGGAUUGAUGGGCCGAAAAGAGCGGGUGCAUGCGUGGGGCUGCUGAAGCUAGCAAACUAUUUUCGUCAACAAAACAGGCACAGCUCUCAAAAUGCCGCUAUAAAGCUGCGCAGCUAA